Messenger RNA from Varanus komodoensis (Komodo dragon), 1273 nucleotides. It is a transcript of the gene GEMIN2, whose product is annotated as gem nuclear organelle associated protein 2. Lineage: Eukaryota; Metazoa; Chordata; Lepidosauria; Squamata; Varanidae. The transcript has 10 exons. Gene Ontology annotation, cellular component: SMN complex; nucleus; spliceosomal complex. The record is from RefSeq and is a predicted model, not a curated record. Gene Ontology annotation, biological process: spliceosomal snRNP assembly; spliceosomal complex assembly. Bases 29 to 826 code for a protein of 265 amino acids.
GGGCUGGAGGCGGGCUGACUUUCGGGCGAUGAUGGAGUCGGCGGUGGAAGAGUUGAUGCCCAGACUCCUGCCUGUGGAGGACUGUGACCUCGCAGAGGAUUUCGACCCCACCGUGCCGCCCAGAACACCCCAAGAGUAUUUAAAGCGGGUCCAGAUUGAAGCAGCAAAAUGCCCUGAUGUUGUUGUUGCCCAGAUAGACCCAAAAAAAUUGAAAAAGAAGCAGACUGUGAAUGUUUCGCUUUCAGGAUGCCAUCCUGCCCCUGAAGGAUACGCUCCAACUCUGAAAUGGCAACAGCAACAAGUGGCUCAUUUCUCAGCUGUUCGCCAGAGUGUGAACAAGCACAGGAAUCACUGGAAGUCGCAGCAUUUGGACAGCAAUGUAACAAUUCCUAGAUCAGAUGAUGAAGAAGGCUGGAAAAAAUUUUGUCUGGGCGAAAAGUUAUAUUUAGACAUGCCUAUUCAAGUAUCCAGUGAUGAAAAUCAAGGAAUUGAUUAUGUACAGAUUGGCUUUCCUCCACUGCUGAGCAUUGUUAGUAGAAUGAAUCAGGCAACGGUAACCAGCGUCUUGGAAUACCUGACAAACUGGCUUGCAGAGAAGGAAUUUACUUCAGAACUGGGCAGAUGGCUUUAUGCUUUGUUGGCCUGUCUUGAGAAACCACUGUUACCAGAGGCACACUCCCUAAUUCGGGAACUGGCCAGACGAUGCUCCAAAGUGAGAGUCUUGGAGGAAAACAAGAAUGAAGAAAAGGUGUCUGCUCUGAACUUGUUAAUUUGUUUAGUUGGCAGGUAUUUUGACCAGCAUGACCUGGCUGAUGAAGCAUCCUGAUAAGUCUGGAGAACAUUCAAGCUCAGGAUGUUAUAGUAGAAUGCUAUACCAGGGUUAUCAGCCAGCUUCUCUGUGCCUCCAAGUGUGAAAAAUGGCAAACAUCAUGUCCCACCUUCCAGUACGGCCUCAGUAGGUAGGAAGAAUUGUGUGAUCUGAAAACAAAGACUAAUUUAAAUGAGUAUUCUGAGCAAGAGUAGUGCUGGAUGGUGCCACUUGCAAGAGGUCAACAGCAGAGUGCCUAAACACUUUCUUACGGACUCAUUUGCCUCCAACAUUUAUUGAGGUGAAAUCUAUAUACAAACUGCAGGCACCUACUUAUUCCAGCUACUUCAGCAUGGAACCAUGUUUUUUUAAUCUUACUAGAAGCCUAAUUGAAUUGAAUCAGGCUAAUGUACAGAUUUGAAACUUUUUAUGUUUGACAAUAAACUUUUAAAAAAUGUUUUUAAA